Molecule: messenger RNA, 13310 nt
Organism: Oncorhynchus masou masou (cherry salmon)
Lineage: Eukaryota; Metazoa; Chordata; Actinopteri; Salmoniformes; Salmonidae
Product: cadherin EGF LAG seven-pass G-type receptor 3-like
Biological process (GO): cell surface receptor signaling pathway; homophilic cell-cell adhesion; G protein-coupled receptor signaling pathway
Cellular component (GO): plasma membrane
Molecular function (GO): calcium ion binding; G protein-coupled receptor activity
Source: RefSeq, a predicted model, not a curated record
UACCACCAGGGUCUGCUGAGAGCCAUGUUGGAUAUGAAUGAAAGGGAGAGUUGCUGCACCCCUGACGCCGACAGACCGAGUUCUACCGAACACAGCGAGUAAAUGCCAACUUCCCGGGCCCACGGAGAGACGGGGGAGCACGGGGGAAGGUGUCGGGCGGUGCCGCUGGAGCUGGCUACCUAGCCGGGACCGAAGAGAGAGAGAGACGCACUCGGAAGAGAGGGAGAUAGAAAGAGAGAGUGGUGAGAGGGAGAAAGGGGGAAGGAGAAAGGAUCUUACCAGACUAAUGGCUGCACUGCUACUGGGUUCCAGCCUGCUCUCACCACUUCUUCUCCACCUGCUCCUCAGUCCUUUGUUCGCGGUUAACCCGGGGAAGUUAGCAGGGACCUUUCGUUGGAGCCCGGGACCCUGCCCUGAGACACCGAGCCAUCCAAGGGAAGCUGGGGUCUUGGCGAGCAGCAGUGGUUCGGUGAUCUGCCCCAGGUGUACGUUACAACGUCUCCCAUCGGGACGGCUCCAAUCGGAACCAGCAUUCCCGGUUUGGAGUCCUUUUGUAUGGCAGAGGGCGCACGGAGACCCUUUUAAACCGCUGUGCACCGAAGAAGGAGGUGCGAGAGGGCCGUGGAAUGGAGUCAGGCACCCCCAACCUGCAGGUAGGAGCAGGAGCAGCGGUGGGGAGAGGGGCGUUGUUUCACCUGUUUUCUGUUCGUGGGUUCAAAAGGCCAAAAAGCGGUAUAUACAAAGGACUAGAGAUUGCGCACGGUCACCACCCUCUCUGCCGCCCGCCAAACCCGACACAGGGAGAGUCUUUGUGCGCGGCCAACACCAGGGACCUGAAAGCGAGUCGUCGGAGAUUGUUAAAGACGUUCGAGGGGCUUCUGAAAGGUGCACAAGGACCCUUCACCGGCCACUUCCCCCAACACAGCAAAUAUCUACAGCUAAGCAACCACCUGGACAGCUGCCAUGGGGCCCUCCUCACUCUCAUUUGGGCAAUAAUACUUUGGACACCGGCGAGGUGGCCACCGGUGCUUGUUCUCAUUUAAGUAGUCACAAUGUUAUCGAUCUCACCAGUGAUGGUUGUAAUCGUUCGUUUACUAAAGCCAUUGGGAGAACGGGGAGGAGCGUGGUGCAAGGCCCCUGCCAAUGCUAUCUCAGCGCAGCCACCGCAGGCAGUGCAGCCAGAUGUUACCAGUCACCCGGGAUUACUGAAUGGGCCAUGGCCCUCACAGGUUGUUAUUUCAGGCAUACCCGAGACAGGCUCCACGCCAGCCCCAGUCCUGGGCAUGCUAUGGUUCUGGGCAGGAGGAGGGAGGGAUGGAAGGCACAAGGUAACAAACACGUGAACAAAAAUGAUUUGGAUAAUGAUUUGGCCUCCGUUUAUCUAACAACCAAGUUUAUGGAGCCGGCUGCUCCGCCACAGAGAAUAUCAGUUUUGACAGGCCGAGAACAGAGCGCUCAACCCCGGUUAGAGAGUAAGGGGUUACCCUGGGGGUCUCUCCUCGGAACGAGGUGUUGUGGUUUGCAGCGGAUGGAUGUGGGGGGAGGACUUUCAGCCAACGUUAUAGGUCCCAGGGGAAGCAUAGAAGUGAGUAAUCUCGACAUCCAAUUUCCCCCCACCACAAAUAUCACGGAUAGUCUAUGUUUGCCAUCUAACGGAACCGGUUAUGAAAACAGAAAUUCUACUAGCUCAUUUUCCUUAUUCCAUGACGACAUACAGGCAGCAGAAUCGGCUGCUCGAGCCAAUGUUCCUCAUCCUCAGUCUGAGCCAGCUCACAAUGAGUCAGCUAUCGUCACCCCUAUAUUUUCUUCCAUCGCCGCUCUCACUAUAGCAGCCUCGGUACACGCUGGUGUAAUUAAGUCUGGUGUCACUCACAGGGAUCUCGUUAUCGCAAACGCCUUCUCAUUCUCCAUGGAGCUCAAUCUAACUGAACGGGAUAGUGACUCAGACUCAUAUUCCCAGCCACGGACUAGCCUCCUCUACAGACCCCCUCCCUUUCACAUAGGUUCAGCACCACAGGCACAAUGGACAGCAUCCAUCAAAACCUCUACCCAGAUUUCUCCAAGUAAACAGGUAUAUUCGGCUCACCACUUUCAGCCAUUUUUUGGGGAGAAUGUUCACAAGGUCAACAAUAAUAACAAUAAUAACAAUAUCAGAAAUUACAACCAGAACCACAAUAACAACAACAAGGAAAACAAAGAGGAGCAUGUUCAGAUGAAUCAUGAAAGAAAUGGUGCCAAUAGUAGACAAGAGCCAGUGGAUCUGAGUGGACUAUGCUCACAGACACAGCUGGGCUUGGUCCCUGAAGAAUUGCUCUACACUGCGUGUGUUGACAGCAGCUCAGGCGACAGCUUAACUAAUGUCCAGGGGGGCACUCGCCCGCAAUUAAAAUCAGGUAAACUGGUGCCAUUACAACAGGAAGGUGUCAGUCAGCCAGAAAGGCAUAUGGGUGGCAAGGUUGAGGAGGGGUCUGGGGGAGGCAAAUUACAGGUGGGGGAGGGAGAGAGACAGGCCAGAGAGGCACGGAGGGAGGAAGUGGAGGAGUGGGAGUCAGAGGGAAUAACAAAGAGAGCCACAGCCCAGACAGAUGAGACUGUAGAAGCAGAGGGUGAGAGAGAGAAAGGUCAGGAGAGGGCCAGUCUCACACAGACACAGAGUGGUGAAGGAGGAAAAGAGGAGGGGAAGAAAGUGUGGCAGGGGGCUGAAAGCACACAGGAAGACGAGGAGGAAAGGCACAGGUCAAGGGGAGAGAGAAGCUUGGGAAGGCAGACCGUGGAAGAUGAAGGUGAGGAGGACAGAGGGAAAGAGGUUUUGGUGGUGGGGCGCACUCGCCGAGCUGCCAACAGACACCCUCACUUCUCCCAGUAUAACUUCCAGGUCCAGGUUCCAGAAAACCAGCCCCCAGGCACCUCAGUCAUACCCAUGUCAGCCACCGACCCAGACGCAGGUGAAGCAGGCAGGCUCAGCUACACCAUGGCCCCUCUCAUGAACAGCAGAUCCACGGACUACUUCCACAUCGACCCUGACACGGGCCUCAUCACCACUUCCCAGGUGCUGGACAGGGAGCACAUGGACCUGCACUACUUCCGGGUCACGGCAUCAGACCACGGCUCUCCACGCCUCUCUGGCACCACCAUGGUGGCAAUCACUGUGGCCGACCGCAAUGACCACUCGCCUAUCUUUGAGCACACAGAGUACCGGGAGACCAUCCGGGAGAACGUGGAGGAGGGCUACCCCAUCCUGCAGCUCCGAGCCACUGACCUGGAUGCCCCGUCCAACGCCAACAUCCGCUACCGCUUCAUAGGAGACACCGCUGCUGCGGCCCGGGCCGCAUUUGAGAUCGACCCCCGCUCAGGGUUGAUCACCACGCGGGGCGUGGUCGACCGGGAGACCAACGAACGCUACACCCUCCACGUGGAGGCCAGCGACCAGGGAAGGGAGCCCGGGCCCCGCUCGGCCAUCGUUAAGGUCUCCAUCACGGUGCUGGACGAGAACGACAACGUGCCCCAGUUCAGCGAGAAGCGCUAUGUGGUGGCGGUCAGGGAGGACGUGCGGCCCCACUCUGAGAUCCUGAGGGUGAGCGCUACGGACCAUGAUAAGGAUAGCAACGCGGCCGUCCACUACAACAUCAUCAGUGGGAACAGCCGGGGCCAGUUCUCCAUCGACAGUGUGACGGGGGAGAUCCAGGUAGUUGCCCCUCUGGACUUUGAGGCAGAGAGGGAGUACACUCUGAGGGUACGAGCCCAGGACAACGGCCGGCCGCCCCUCUCCAAUAACACAGGUAUCAUCAGCGUGCAGGUGACCGACGUCAACGACAACCCUCCCAUCUUCGUGUCCACGCCGUUCCAGGCGUCAGUGCUGGAGAGCGCCCCCGUGGGCAGCUCCAUCCUCCACAUCCAGGCCAUCGACACAGACUCUGGGGACAACGCCCGUCUGGAGUACAGGCUGACUGGCACCAGCCCUGACACGCCCUUCGUCAUUAACUCCGCCACGGGCUGGGUGACGGUCAGCUCGGCUCUGGACCGGGAGUCUGUGGAACACUUCUUCUUUGGGGUGGAGGCCAGAGACUAUGGCGUCCCACCUCUCUCCGCCACAGCCAGCGUGACUAUAACAGUGAUGGACGUCAAUGACAACAGGCCAGAGUUCCUGCAGAAAGAGUACUUUGUGAGGCUCAACGAGGACGCAGCUGUGGGCACCAGUGUGGUCAUUGUGACCGCGGUCGACCGUGAUGUCAACAGUGCGGUCACCUAUCAGAUCACGGGGGGCAACACGCGUAACCGCUUUGCCAUAAGCACAGCCGGAGGGUCGGGGCUGGUCUCUCUAGCACUGCCGCUCGACUACAAACAGGAGCGCCGAUACGUUCUGACUGUGACGGCUUCCGACCGCACGCUACAUGACACAUGCCAGGUCCACGUCAACAUCACGGACGCCAACACACACCGGCCCGUGUUCCAGAGUGCUCACUACUCUGUGACCGUGAACGAGGACCGCCCCCCGGGCAGCACGGUUGUGGUCAUCAGCGCCACGGAUGAUGACGUUGGCGAAAACUCUCGCAUCACCUACUUCCUGGAAGACAACAUCCCCCAGUUCCGCAUUGACCCAUCCAGCGGAGCCAUCACCCUGCAGGCCGAGCUGGACUACGAAGACCAGAUGACCUACACUCUGGCCAUCACCGCCCGGGACAACGGCAUCCCACAGAAGUCUGACACCACCUAUGUAGAGGUGAAUGUGAACGAUGUGAACGACAACGCACCACAGUUCCUCAGCCCAAGGUACCAGGGCACCGUCAGUGAAGACGCCCCACCCUUCACUAGCGUCCUACAGAUAUCCGCAAUGGACCGAGAUGCCCACGCCAACGGCCGCGUCCAGUACACCUUCCAGAAUGGGGAGGACGGUGACGGAGACUUCACCAUCGAGCCCACAUCGGGCAUCGUACGCACGGUCCGUCGUCUGGACCGCGAGAGUGUUCCAUUCUAUGAGCUGACGGCGUACGCCGUGGACCGCGGUGUGCCUCCCCAGCGGACGCCCGUCCACAUCCAGGUGACUGUUCUCGACGUCAACGACAACGCUCCUGUCUUCCCGGCAGACGACUUUGAGGUUCUGGUGAAGGAGAACAGCGCUGUGGGGUCGGUGGUGGCCCAGAUCACAGCCACAGACCCAGACGAGGGGACCAACGCCCAAAUCAUGUAUCAAAUCGUAGAAGGCAACAUUCCUGAGAUCUUCCAGAUGGACAUCUUCUCCGGGGAGCUCACCUCCCUCAUCGACCUUGACUACGAGGCCCGCUCUGAGUACGUGAUCGUGGUCCAGGCCACCUCAGCCCCCCUGGUGAGCCGGGCCACGGUGCGCAUCCGGCUGGUGGACCAGAACGACAACCGGCCCCAACUCCAGGACUUCCAGAUCGUCUUCAACAACUUUGUGUCCAACCGCUCCAAUAGUUUCCCCAGCGACGUGAUCGGCCGGGUCCCGGCCCACGACCCUGAUGUGUCAGACCACCUGUACUACUCCAUUGCCCGGGGAAACGACCUACACCUGCUGCUGCUCAACCACAGCAGUGGGGAGAUCCGGCUGAGCCGCAAGCUGGACAACAACAGAGCCUUGGUGGCCCCCAUGCUCAUCACUGUCACAGACGGUAUCCACAGCAUCUCGGCCCAGUGCAUCCUCCGAGUGCUCAUCAUCACAGAGGACAUGUUGAGCAGCAGCGUGACGGUGCGCCUUCAAAACAUGUCCCAGGACCACUUCCUGUCCCCUCUGCUUGGUCACUUCCUGGAGGGGGUGUCGGCGGUGCUGUCUGUACCUCCGGAGGACGUGUUUGUUUUCAACAUCCAGCCGGACGGCGAGGCGGGGGGCAUCCUGAAUGUUAGUUUCACCGCGGCGCUGCCAGGGGGUAAUUUCUUCCCCUCCGAAGCCCUAGAAGAGCAACUCUACCUCAACCGGCCUCGCCUCACCUCCCUGGCACAGAUGGAGGUGCUUCCUUUCGAUGACAACGUGUGUCUGCGGGAGCCGUGUCAGAACUACAUGAAGUGCGUCUCGGUGCUUCGCUUCAACAGCUCUGCUCCCUUCAUCUCCUCUCCCUCCGUCCUGUUCCGGCCCAUCCACCCCAUCGCCGGGCUGCGCUGCCGCUGCCCCGCAGGCUUCACUGGGGACUACUGUGAGACGGAGAUCAACCUGUGUUACUCCAACCCUUGUUUCAACGGAGGGGUGUGCGCUCGCAGGGAAGGAGGCUACACCUGCAUCUGCAGAGAGGACUACACCGGCGAGCGGUGUGAGUGGGACAGGCGUCAGGGUCGCUGUGUCCCUGGGGUGUGUCGGAAUGGGGGGACGUGCAGGGAGCUGUCUGGAGGGGGGUUCCGCUGUGAGUGCCCCGCAGGAGGGUGCGAGCGGCCCUACUGCACUGUCCCCGCACGCUCCUUCCCCCCCAAAUCCUUUGUCAUGUUCCGAGGCCUCCGCCAGAGAUUCCACCUCUCCAUCUCUCUCACCUUCGCCACCCUGGAGAACAGUGGCCUCCUCUUCUACAACGGGCGCUUCAGCAGGAAACACGACUUCCUGGCUCUGGAGAUCCUGGAGGGCCAAGUGGUGCUCAAGUACUCCACAGGUGAAUCGUCCACUCAGGUGAGCCCCUUCCUACGGGGCGUAGCCGAUGGCAACUGGCACACUGUCCACAUCCACUACUACAACAAGGUGAGUCUCAGUGUCGUCUGCUAAAUGGGAUAUAUUUUUUUAUAUUUUUUUUAUAUUUCACUGUCCCUGUUUUUGCCCCAGCCCAAGCGCAGUGUGAGCGGGGAGGCUCAGGGUCCGUCUGAUGAGAAGGUGGCGGUGGUCAGUGUGGAUGACUGUGACACGGCCGUGUCGCUGCGCUUCGGAACACAGCUCGGCAACUACAGCUGUGCUGCUCAGGGCAAGCAGACCAGCUCCAAGAAAUCUCUGGAUCUCACCGGUCCCUUGUUUUUGGGUGGAGUGCCCAACACGCCAGAUAAUUUUCCGUUCCACACCCGAGAGUUUAUCGGCUGUAUGAAAGACCUCCACAUCGACAACAGUCUUUUGGACCUGGCUGGAUACAUCGCUAACAACGGGACCCUACCCGGCUGCAGUGCCAAGUCACCCUUCUGUAAAUCCAACCCGUGUCAGAAUGGAGGAACUUGCCGAGUGAGUUGGGAGACAUUCUCAUGUGACUGCCCCCUAGGUUUUGGAGGGAAGGACUGCAGCCAUGUGAUGCCCCACCCACAUCGUUUCCUGGGAAACAGUGCCCUCUGGUGGGACCUGAAGAAUGACGUGACCAUCUCCACUCCCUGGUACCUGGGGCUGGUGUUUAGGACGCGGGCCAGGGAGGGCACCCUGCUGCAGGCACAGGCCGGACAGUACACCAGCCUGGUCUUCCAGCUGGUGAGUGGUCAGCUGGUGUUCUCAGUGACCAAGGGGUCGACGCGGCCGGUGCGUCUGCGUCUGGACCAGGUGCAGGUGAGCGACGGGCUCUGGCACGACCUGCAGCUGGAGCUCCGAGAUGUCCGCAGCGGGAGGGAGACGCGCUACGUGGCUACCGUCCGCCUCGACUUCGGCCUCUUCCAGGGCACAGUGAUAGUGGGGAAUGAGAUCCAUGGGCUGAAGGUGAAACACCUUCACGUGGGCGGAGUCCUGGGCUCAGGGGAGGUGCAGAAUGGGAUACGGGGCUGCGUCCAGGGGGUUCGUUUAGGGGUACGACCGGACGCCCCGCUCCUGCCCCGCCCCUCCAAGGCUGUCAAAGUGGAGACGGGCUGUAGCGUUGGCAACCCCUGUGUCUCCUCCCCCUGCCCGCCCUACAGCCGCUGUAGUGAUGAUUGGGAACGCCACACCUGUCUCUGCGAACCAGGUUUCUAUGGUAAGGGCUGCAAAGACGCGUGCCAGCUGAACCCAUGUGAGAACAAUGCUCAGUGCCACAGGAAGCCCAGCUCAUCCCACGGAUACAUCUGUGACUGUGGAGACAACCACUACGGACAGUAUUGUCAGCACAGGAUUGACCACCAAUGUCCGCGUGGUUGGUGGGGCUCUCCAACAUGUGGGCCCUGCCACUGUGACGCCAGUAGAGGAUUGGACCCCGACUGCAACAAGACCAGCGGCCAAUGCCACUGCAAGGAGUUCCACUACCGCCCGCGAGGCAGUGACUCCUGCCUGCCGUGUGACUGCUACCCUGUGGGCUCCUUCUCCCGGUCAUGUGACCCAGAGAGUGGCCAGUGCCCGUGUCGGGCUGGCGUGAUUGGUCGACAGUGCAACAUGUGCGACAACCCCUUUGCCGAGGUCACACAGACGGGCUGCGACGUCAUUUAUGACGGCUGUCCUAAGAGCAUCACCCUGGGGAUCUGGUGGCCCAGGACUAAGUUCAACCUGCCAGCAGCCGUACCUUGUCCUAAAGGAUCUGUGGGUGCUGCUGUCAGACACUGUGAUGUGGAAAGGGGCUGGCUGGAGCCGGAUCUCUACAACUGUACCUCUCCUCCCUUUGUGGAGCUCAAUGCAGCGCUGGAGUCGGUGGAGCGGAACGAGACAGAGCUCAGCACCAUUAUCGAGAAGAAACUGGCCCACCAACUCCGUGAUGUCACUGAAGCCACAUCCCGUCUCUAUGGCAAUGACAUUCAGAUUGCAGAGCGGCUACUGUCCCGCCUGUUGACCUUUGAGAGUCUGCAGACAGGCUUCGGCCUGACCGCCACCCAGGACGCACACUUCAACGAGAAUCUUCUGCGGGGCUGCAGUGCGGUGCUGGGUCCAGACAGUGCAGGGUUGUGGCGGGCCCAGAGCCAGGUCCAGGGAGGGGCAGGGGGGCUGGCUGACCUGCUGGAGCAGUAUGCCCAGACGCUGGCCCAGAACAUGAAGCUCACCUACCUGAACCCAGUGGCCCUGGUUGCCCCCAACAUCGUGAUGAACCUUGACCGCGUGGAGAACCACACUCACGUGCGCCGACGUUUCCCUCGCUACCAAAGCCCUCUGUUCCGCGGCCAGGCUCUCUGGGACCCCCACACACACGUGGUGCUGCCCCCUGCUGCCCUGCUGCCACAACGACAACAGUUUUCCGCUUCACAGAACACAGCUCCUGCCCCCAUCAGUAUGUUGGCCAAUCAGACAGGAGAAUAUGCUGUGGCCAGCCGUUCUGUUUCGCUGCCGGAGCCGCCCGUCACCAUCGUCAUCAUGCUGAUCUAUCGUAGCCUUGGACCGGCACUCCCCCCCAAGUACCACACUGACAGACGAGGAGUCAGACUCCCCAGACAUCCGGUGAUGAACUCUCCAGUGGUCAGUGUGUCUGUCUACAACAACCAGACGUUUGUCGGGGGUCCCCUGGACUCGCCCCUGCAGCUGGAGUUCCGUCUGCUGGAGACCACCAAUCGUAGCAAGCCCCUGUGUGUCCAGUGGAACCACAGCAGCCCGUUGGAGGCGGGAGGUUGCUGGACGGUGAGGGACUGCAUCGUAGUAUACAGGAACACGUCCCACGUGCGUUGCCAGUGUCAGAGGCUGGGCACCUUCGGUGUCCUGAUGGACAGCUCCCAGAGAGAACAGCUGGAAGGGGAUCUGGAGUCCCUGGCCCUGGUCACCUACUCCUCUCUGUCGGUGUCCAUGCUGGCGCUGCUGCUCACCGUCCUGGUGCUGUCCUGCCUCAGGGGCCUCAAGUCCAACACCCGCUCCAUCCACUCCAACAUGGCCGCCGCCAUGCUGCUCUCUGAGCUCGUCUUCCUGUUCGGCAUCAACCAGACUGAGCAGCAGUUCCUGUGUACGGUGGUGGCCAUCCUGCUGCACUAUUUCUUCAUGGCCACGUUUGCCUGGCUGUUUGUGGAGGGGCUCCACGUCUACCGCGUGCAGACAGAGGCUCGCAACAUCAACUACGGAGCCAUGAGGUUCUACUAUGCCAUCGGGUGGGGUGUGCCUGCCAUCAUCACAGGUUUGGCGGUAGGGCUGGACCCUGAGGGCUAUGGGAACCCAGACUUUUGCUGGAUCUCCAUCUACGACAAACUCAUCUGGAGCUUCGCUGGACCCAUCGCCAUCGUACUCCUGAUAAAUGGUGGGAUGUUUCUGAUUGUGGCGCGCAUGUCCUGCAACCCCUCCCAGAAAGAGACCAAGAAACUACCUGUCAUUGCCACGAUUCGCAGUGCCUUCCUCCUGCUGCUCCUGGCCACCUCUACCUGGUUCUUUGGGCUGAUGGCUGUCAACAACAGUAUUCUAGCCUUCCAUUAUGUCUUCGUUAUACUAUGCUUACUGCAGGGUCUUGCUGUGUUCCUGGUGUUCACGGUGCUGAACGCCGAGGUGCAGGAGGUCUGGAAGUUGUCGUGUUUGGGUAGGAAGAGCCCCAAUGAGGACGCGCCCAGAGCCCCACAAAACCCUGGUCAGAAUCCCUAUAACAAUGCGUCAUUGCUGGAGCAGAGCGGACUGCACCGCAUCACCCUGGGAGCCUCGACUAUCUCCUCCGUCAGCAGUGCUCGAGAGAACCUGCUGGCCCGCCAGGCCUUGGAGCACAAUCUGGGACACACUGGCGCCACAGACCUGGACGUGGCUAUGUUCCAUAGAGACGGAGGUGAGGACUCGGACUCAGACUCGGAUCUCUCUUUAGAAGAGGAACGUAGUCUCUCCAUCCCCUCCUCCGAGAGUGAGGACAACGUUCGUCUCCGUGGACGCAUCCAGCGUCGCUUCAAACGCACCAAUCACAGUGAGCGGCUUCUCACAGAGCCCGCCCACAAUGGGACCAAAGACCUGGAUGGCAAUGAUCUGCUCUCCUAUUGGCCAGCGCUGGAGGAGAGUGAGGUCCACUCCCUGCAGAAGUGGGGCUCAGAGCGCCGCCUAGGGGCUGACUACAGCAAGGACGCCACAAACAACAACCAGCCUGAGGCGGCACUGACCAGCGGGGACGAGAACGGUCUGACAGGACAGUCAAACCGCCACCGCAAGGGCAUCUUGAAGAAUCGCAUUGACUGUCCCCCGGCCCUGCAGGGUCUCUCCGCCAUGGGCCAGGUCCCCAGCGAACUCUCCUGGUACCGCACCUCCACCCUGGGCCACAGGGGCGUCCCGGCAGCCUCCUACGGCCGCAUGUACUCUGGGACAGGCUCCCUGUCUGGCACUGGCUCCUUGUCCCAGCCUGCCUCCCGCUACUCCUCCAGGGAGCAUCUGGAUUCUCUGGCACGCCGCCAGCUCUCCAGAGACCCCCUGGGCCGCCAGGCUGGAGGAGGAUCCCAGAACCGUCUGGACCGUCAGGGCCCCCGGGACAACCUGGACCUGCUACCCCGCCGCCGUGAGCCGGGCCUAGACAGAGCCUCCAGGGAGAACCUGAGCAGCUCCAGAGACAGGCUGGAUGUCCACCAGCACAGCGCCCACACCUCCCGGGAGGACUUGAGUGGGAAUGGAGGUGUGGAGCCCGGUCUGGGAGGGUCGCGCUCCCAGCUCAACACCCUGACGCGGCGCCAGGCCUCCUCCCGUGAACACCUAGGAGGAGCGCUGAUGAGCAGCCGCUCCCGUGAACAGCUGGAGGCCAACGGGGGUGGCGGGGUGACCCAGUCCCAGCCCUGCAGGGAGUGGCUUCGCACCCUGCCCCCCCGCCAGCACUCACACCCUGACCAGCCCCAGCCCUCCUCCCCUCCGGCCCCCAUCAGUGAGGAACCCCAGGAGCCCUCCCUACCCCGCCGCGGCCGGCUGGACUCUGCCCCCCUGUGUAGGUACCCCCUCCCUGCCCCCGGCGCCCCCCCCAGCCGCCACCCGUCCAGCGAGCACCUGGACAUCCUGUCCUCCAUCUUGGCCUCCUUCAGCUCCUCCGUGCUCACCCCCCCAGCACCCUCCUCUGCACAAGGACCCUCCCCUCCCCGCCCCACUCCGCCACCUCUCACAGCAUCUCUGAAGUCUCCCCAGACUCUGAAGUCAACAGAAGUGAAGGACAGUCUUGAUGACACCCUCCAUAUCCCACAAUGCAUUGUGUUUUGUAUUGGGGAUACCAAGGACUGUGUAGGGGGCCGGGGAGAGGUCAAGGAGCACCCUGGACUGCUGAAGCACCCUGGGAUACUGUAGGAUCUAAGAGUUGAAGAAAGGCAGACCGUGAGAUUGGAGUUUGGAGGUGCCUGGUUCGUUCUGUUAUAACCAGCAACCAGUAUGGGGAGGAGGGCUAUACGAUGAAUAGCUGGCUACCUUAGCUACUAAUGUUUAAUGAACUUCGAUCCUCAGAUUUAGUCAUGAACACAAGAAUCGGAAUUGAACCGCUAAGAAAAAGAUGAACCUGUACAUAACAUUUUUAUACCUUUUGUAUCUUUUUCAUCAGAGGCGAAGGAAGAAAAAUAGCCCUUGAAUCAAAAUACCGUUCUCCUGAAACGUUUCCUCAAACCCGUCAGCUAUAUGUAUAAAACUAGGGACAGGGGUCGGUUAGUGUUGAUUGGAUGAGAUUGUGAGACCUGAUAGGACGAGGAAGGUGUUGGGGGCGGGUGAUUGUAAACAGGAAUGAAUUCUAUGGAAGAGAGGAUCUGACAGAACAAAUGAUUGUGAACAAGAAAGAAAGUGAACAUACUUUGAUAUUUGAGAGGCUUGAGUAUCUCAUUCUUCAGUUGCUCAGAAUACUGUUUAGAUGGAAGUGCUCUGUGAAUCCAAGAAAAGACCCACUGCUUUUGAAUGUCAGUCAUCUAUUCUGCAACAUCAUCUAUCUCUCUCUGUGCUACUGUAUAUCAGAAACAAAACACCAGUACCGUUACAUAUCUAAUAGUUUCUCUGCCUGAUAUUUGGUUAAUUUUAGUGUACAAAACCCUCUGUUGGGAAAAUGGUCACGUAAACCUCUGGGAUUUAUAGGGGUAUGAGAGGUAGAGAGAGAACACGUUUUGGUUAGCACCUAAAGGCAAGAUCAGAGGACGAGUCACCGGUGCACCAGCUGUUCCAGGGCCAUAACAGGAGAACACGUUGCACAUGUAAUAACACGACACUAAACAGACGCGUGGACCAGAGAAAGAAAUGUGGGUCAAAAAGAGAGAAGCAAUCGAGGGACUAUUACUCAUUAGAGGAAGGACGGAAAGACAGACAACGACUCGUCUCUUACACCCGGCGGUCUGCAAACCUCUUUUCAACGACCUGCUUUAAUCUUUUUAUGUCUUUGGGUAAGUUAAUAUAAAUGUGACAGUAUUAUUGCCAAAAAUCUCCCCAGGGUCCCCGAUAUCCAUCCUUCGCUAUAUUCCAUCUACGUUUAACUGCUCCAGUUAUUUUGCAACUGGUCAGUUCUUUUUGAUAUGAUUUAUUACUGCAGUACCGUUAACUUGUACAGACAUAAGAUAUAUAUUAUUUAUUACUUUGUCAUUUUGUGUGAGAGUAUGUUAUUUAUAAAAGAGAGUGUGCAGCGGUA